ACGAAGACGCCGGUCGUCAUUUUCAUAUUGAACACUAGAAGAAAACACUCCAUCGAGCCCGUGAAAAGAACACUAUCUCGGACUGAGUCAAAGGGAGCAGCCGAGUCUUUUAUGUUGAGGCUGCUCAUCAACAACAAACUCACGAGACAACAUCUAGAAAGAAUACAAUGAGUAAAGUGCUUCUGGCCUAUGUGGUCGCCGAUGGCCUCUUCCUUUUGAUGGGCAUCUUCAUGAUCGCCUUCUCCGUCAUUGUUCAGAACAUCCAGUUCGAGAUCCCUACAGAAGGACAUCAAGCAGCAAGGAACCUUUUGUACCAGAGGUUUCCUCUCACAGCUGGUAUCGUGAAUGCCGUCUUCAUCUUCGUCACUUUCCUCUUCACUAUCCCCGGUGUCAUCACCCCCGCGCGAGGAUGGCUCAAGAUGGGCGGCUGGAUGACCACCGUCUGCGGCAUCUUCAGCCUCAUCAUCGGUCUCUAUCUCUGGAUCCUGACCCUCACCACUAAGGAGGACUUUGCGCCGCUGUAUUUCCGCCAGACUCCUGAGAUCCAGCAGCUUAUGCAGUCAGCCUUCCAAUGCUGCGGCUACUUCAACAGCACCUCACCGGCCUUCGUCACCGACGACAUCUGCUCCAGCCCAGCCGCCGCCGCGCUCAUGCGUCCCUGUGCGACUCCCAUCAACUCCUUCGCCAACGUCCUGGUCGACAACAUAUUUACUGCGGUCUUCGGCAUGGUCGGUAUCGACGCCGUCCUCAUCGUGGCUACCGCUUGUCUGCUGAAGGAGCGCAAGGAGAGGGAGCGCUUCCGUCACAUCGACGAGAAGAGUGGUGUUGUUGGAUUCUGAAAGAGGGUUACGCAAGC
This is a messenger RNA of Neurospora tetraspora, 856 nucleotides long. RefSeq lists its product as uncharacterized. Lineage: Eukaryota; Fungi; Ascomycota; Sordariomycetes; Sordariales; Sordariaceae. The record is from RefSeq and is a predicted model, not a curated record. The transcript is spliced from 3 exons. Bases 168 to 839 code for a protein of 223 amino acids.